AUGCGAGCAUAUGAUGCCACAAAGGAGUUUGAAGAAGGAUCGGAUAACACACAGAGCCCUAUUUCCAUAAGCUCAAAUGUUGUGAUGAUGUUAUCAUUCCUUUGCCUGAGAUCUCCAAGCCUAGCUACAAAAGCGCUAACACCAAAUAUCUUAUGCAAGGAAGGGAAUCCACACUGUUUGCCAGCUGGUGCCACUGCUACAGUGGCAAUGGUUUACUUGAUAACAAUGAUGUCGAUCAUCGUUAUUUGUGCUACAUCCAAGCUAGCCAGAAAAGCCAAACGUUCAAUGGUUAGUGGGCGAAAGUGUAGUCAACCAAGUUGUUCAACCAUUCCAGCAAACGCUUUCGAACUAGCUCCUCUUCCUGGUUUAUCAGCAGUUCUAAUCUGCACCGUAAUUUACGCCGUAAGUACAAGCGCACAGGGAUGCCAGCAUGGUUACAUGCGACACAACACACAUUUAGUCUGCAAUGGAAAAAUCGGUGCCGUUACGAAUACGACAGAGUUGUACUUCAACAGGCUUCAGUCAGAGCUAUGCAUUGAAAUUUUUACGGAAAUAGGACAGUGGGCACAGCCAAAUUUGUCGAAAAAGUGGAAUUCAAAUGUGCUAAAGUCACUUCACAAGAAUGACAAGAAGAUGCCCACGAUUCCCGGAUCCAGUCUCCAAAACAGCACAGGCGACAAAGCUAAACCUGUUCUCGAUUCUCACGAGAUUCUGUCACGUCGUCUGGCCAUUCUUUGCCUCCGCAAUCUGCGCCAAAAACCCAUCAGUAUCAUCAACUGCUACUCACCAACAGCAGCUGAUGAGUCCGAAUUGCACGCGUUUUACGAGCUGGAGGAAGUGAUCCGCAACGAGAAGUCCUUCUACAAAUUCGUUGUCGGAGACUUCAACGCAAAACUAGGAAAGGCCACAGAAGAGGAAUACAGGAUAGGAAGAUUUGGACUAGGGAACUGGAAUAAAAUGGCAAUCGUCUCGCCGAGCUGUUGUCCGCCGCUCGCCUCUUUCAUGGGAACUCUCUUUGCAUGA
Messenger RNA from Necator americanus (New World hookworm), 1023 nucleotides. RefSeq lists its product as uncharacterized. Bases 1 to 1023 code for a protein of 340 amino acids. The record is from RefSeq and is a predicted model, not a curated record. The transcript has 3 exons. Lineage: Eukaryota; Metazoa; Nematoda; Chromadorea; Rhabditida; Ancylostomatidae.